AUGUCUGAACCUAUAGAGAAUACUGGUAUACCAAUGGAUAACGUUCCUGCUGUACCGACCGAAUCCCUGCCAAUAAAUAUUGAACAACAAGUACCUGCAGAGACCUUAAAUUCAGCAGAAAAUGUAAACGAAUCAGUCGACCACACAGAGAAUCAGUUACCUAAUGAAAACUCUGAAAGUGAUCAUGAUAGUGAAACAGCAAAUUUGUAUAACGAGGAUGCUGAUGCCCCAGAAGAGGAUAAAAAUGAAGAAGUUCCGCAGGAUAACAAUACGAAUGACGUGGAAGGUGAGGAAGACGUCAAAAAUGGUGAUGAAGAAGAAGGUGAAGGUGAGAGCAACGAUGACGAAGACGAUGACGAUGACGACGGUAGUGAUGAUGGUUCUGACUCAAGUGAAAGCUCAGAUUCCUCGUCAGAAGAAAGCGAGACGUCAAAUGCUGAAAAUGAGGAAGAGGAAAAAAUUGGUACCAGCGAAGGUUCAAACCAAGAAUCUGGAUCUGCAGAAAUCAAGGAGCCUUCUACAACAGAAACUUCUACUUCAGAAAAUCAAGUUACUUCUCUCUUAGAGAGACAAAUGGAAUAUAUGAAAGAGAGUCGUUUGUUAGAAGAUGAACAAUUUAAACAAUUAUCGGACCAAGAAAGAACUUUUUCAAUUUUGAAGUUAUUGAGUACUAACCCAGCUACAAAAAUUCCAAAUAGUAAUUCAGUUUUAACUCCAUCUUCAGUUCAUGUUCCACAAGCACCAAUCGAAUCUACUAAAAUCCAGUCUGACUACCCACCUCAACAAGAAAAUAUGACAUCUGGUAGAGCAGAUUUGAAUGCCCCCAUGAGUGCCCAUGAACGUGAACUGUAUGAUAUUUACCUACAAGGUGAAAACAAAAUUACAGAAAUGCACAAUAUCCCACCUAAAUCAAGAUUGUUUAUUGGUAACUUACCUUUAAAGAAUGUCACAAAGGAAGACCUGUUUAGAAUAUUUCAUCCUUAUGGUCAUAUUCUACAAAUUAAUAUCAAGAACGCGUUUGGUUUCAUUCAGUACGACAAUCAUCAAAGUGUUAUCAAUGCGAUUAAAGUGGAGUCCGAACAAAUGAAUUUUGGUAAGAAACUAAUUCUUGAAGUUUCAAGUUCUAAUGCUCGUCCUCAAUUUGAUCAUGGUGAUCAUGGUGCAAAUAGCAGUUCGACAUUUAUAUCUACAUCCAAGAGACCAUUCGAUAAUGAUGAUUAUGGGGCUACUGAUAAUUAUAGGGACAAUAGCGGUAACUCAAAGAGAACCAAACGUAGAGUUCCAGAAUGUUUGAUUUUUGUAAGAAGAACUGCAGAUAGAGCAUAUGCUACUGAAAUUUUCAAUAGUAUUAAAAAUGGUACUGGUCUAGAGACAGAUAUGAUGUUCUUAAAGCCACGUAUGGAACUUUGGAAAUUAGUUAACGAUGCUGCAUUCGAUGGUACUUGGGGUGUUAUAUUGGUUAAUAAGACUCAUGACGUUGAUAUCCAAACUUUUUAUAAGGGUCCACAAGGGGAAACAAAAUUUGAUGAGUACGUUGGUGUCUCAGCCCAAGAUGCGGUCGGAAUAUUUAACAAUUUGAAAACCUCAAGAAAGGGUGGUAGCAGAAUGCAACAUCCAACUAACAAUAGUGGAUUUGGUUAUGGCCAACCUUCAAUGGGUAUGCCUCCUGCCCAACAACAGCAGCAACAAGGAUACUAUGGAAAUUACAAUAUCCCACAACAACAAGGUUAUGGUAUGCCAUUACCACCAUCCCAAAACUAUGGAAUGGCUCCACCACAACAGGGGUACGGUAUGUCACCUCCUCCUCCUAUGAUGGGUCAAAGUUAUGGUCGUUAUCAAAAUAGUCAAAACUAUAAUGGUUACCAAAAUAUGCCAAUACCACCACAAAAUCAACCACCACCUAUGCCACAAAAUAACCAACUAUCGUCUUUAUUGGGAGGUAACCCUGGUCAGAUGGAUCAGCAGCAAUUACUUGGUGCUUUGCAAAACUUACCUCCAAACGUGAUAGCCAAUCUGUUGGCUUCAGCUCAACAACAACAACCACAGCAACCAAAUCAACAACAGCAAUUAGUAGGUUUAUUACAAUCCGCUCAACAGCAACAACAAAAUCCAUCGAGAUACAGCCAAAAUACCGCUAUACCAAACCAACACAUGGGCAGUAACGAUUAUAAUCAAGAUCGUAAUCCGAACAUGAAUUCAAGACAAGAUAAUCCACCUCAACAAUCACCCCAAGACCCAAAUGCCGGAGGUAACAAUGUUCAAAACUUAUUGGACAGCUUAGCUAAGUUGCAAAAAUAA
Maudiozyma saulgeensis is the source of this 2298-nucleotide messenger RNA. The record is from the annotation of a GenBank genome assembly. Lineage: Eukaryota; Fungi; Ascomycota; Saccharomycetes; Saccharomycetales; Saccharomycetaceae.